Lodderomyces oxycetoniae is the source of this 384-nucleotide messenger RNA. RefSeq lists its product as uncharacterized. Gene Ontology annotation, cellular component: cytosol. The coding region runs from base 1 to 384 and encodes 127 amino acids. Lineage: Eukaryota; Fungi; Ascomycota; Pichiomycetes; Serinales; Debaryomycetaceae. The record is from RefSeq and is a predicted model, not a curated record. The transcript has a single exon.
AUGUCAAUCGAAGUUGAUGGAUUUAACGCUUCUCCUUUAUUCAAAGAGUUGGGCGAUGGCUUAAAAGACCCCACCGCAGUUACUAAAGCUAUAAAGGGUGUUAAUGCCGUUAUUGUUAUUACUUUGAAAAAUAAAGAAGGUAAGGAAAACUCGUGGGUGUUGGACUUGAAGAAAGAUGGUAGUUUGAAAUCUGUCUCGGGACCUCCUCCAAAAGGUGAUGUGCAAUUAUUGUUGAAGGAUGCUGAUUUUGUCAAGUUGGCUAAUGGUAAGGCUAAUGGUCAAAAAUUAUUCAUGAAUGGUAAAUUGAAAAUCAAGGGUAAUAUGAUGAAGGCUACUGCUAUUGAAACAGUAUUCAAGCAAUUGGACCCAAGACCAAAAUUGUAG